Penicillium cinerascens is the source of this 1221-nucleotide messenger RNA. RefSeq names its product FPP/GGPP synthase family protein. Lineage: Eukaryota; Fungi; Ascomycota; Eurotiomycetes; Eurotiales; Aspergillaceae. Gene Ontology annotation, molecular function: prenyltransferase activity. The coding region runs from base 1 to 1221 and encodes 406 amino acids. The transcript has a single exon. The record is from RefSeq and is a predicted model, not a curated record. Gene Ontology annotation, biological process: isoprenoid biosynthetic process.
AUGACGGACACUCAUCUUGUACCGACGUCGAUUCCCGACUCUCCAGCGGCUAGCCAUGCCAUCGCUGUACAAACACAAGGAGAUCCUCCGCUCUGCACCUCGUCCCGCCCAGACUCCACCUGUUCAUCUUGUCAACAUUUAUUCCGAUCUUUGGCGGCGCCGGUCUCUAACCACAACAAAGAUCGGGAUCUGGAUGGGUACACCGACUUAGCUGACCCAGCUUCUCGCUACUAUUCGAGUUAUAUACUGCCUUCAAGGAAACUCAACACGCCCGUUGCUGACACGCGAUACUCUCCACAUACGGCCAGCUAUUCCCCGGUAAAAAAAGCAACGAGUUUAGACGAGGAUGAUAAAGUGAUUACAGGCCCGUUCAACUACGUGUAUGGACUGCCUGGCAAAAAUAUCCGCGCACAAAUGAUCAAUGCUUUCAAUGCCUGGUUGGAAGUUCCCUCAGAUAGCCUGCAAGUCAUUGCUGAUGUGAUCGGUAUGCUACACACGGCAUCCUUGCUGGUUGAUGAUGUCGAGGAUUCGUCACUUCUGCGACGAGGCUUCCCGGUUGCGCAUAAUAUCUUUGGCGUGCCACAGACCAUCAACAGCGCUAAUUACAUGUAUUUCCGCGCACUUGAAAAGGCUCAGACUCUGAAGAGUCCGGACGCUACACGUAUCUUCGUUUGCGAGGUACUGCAACUGCACCGUGGCCAGGGCAUGGACCUCUAUUGGAGGGACUCAUUGGUCUGUCCAACGGAGAGGGAAUACCUGGACAUGGUAGGAAAGAAAACUGGUGGCUUGUUCCGGCUCGCGGUUAAGCUGAUGCAAGCCGAGUCACCAAAGACUGUGCCACAAGGGUGUGUGCCGUUAGCUGAUAAAUUGGGGCUGCUUUUCCAGAUCAGAGAUGAUUAUCAGAAUCUCAACUCCGAAGAGUAUAGUGAUAGCAAAGGUAUGUGUGAGGAUCUGACAGAAGGGAAAUUCUCCUUUCCUGUCAUCCAUAGCAUUCGACACGACCCAACCAACCUGCAACUCCAUCACAUCCUCAGAUUAAAAACUACUGAUCUCGAGGUCAAGCGAUAUGCUGUCAAAUAUAUGGAGGGUACCGGGAGCUUCCAGUAUACCAGCCAGCGCAUCAACGCCUUAAUCACGCAGGCAAGAUGUGCAGCAGAUGAGAUUGAUGGUCGGAGCAAAAGCAGAAGUAUUCAUGAAUUGUUAGAUGGGUUAGUAAUAUGA